Gastrolobium bilobum is the source of this 1163-nucleotide messenger RNA. RefSeq names its product binding partner of ACD11 1-like. The record is from RefSeq and is a predicted model, not a curated record. The coding region runs from base 134 to 976 and encodes 280 amino acids. NCBI's taxonomy places the organism in Eukaryota, Viridiplantae, Streptophyta, Magnoliopsida, Fabales, Fabaceae. Gene Ontology annotation, molecular function: RNA binding. The transcript has 5 exons.
CAAUCCCUCUUAAAUCCCGUAGCAUUUUCUCUUCGCUGACAUCGCUCCUCACAACACGACCUGCUCCACCGACGACUGCUUAGUUUGGAGGCGGUUACCGGUUACCGGAGAUCUCUACCUGAAAUCACUUCCGAUGACGAUAAAAACUGUUAAAGUCAGUAAUGUUUCCUUGGGAGCAACUGAGCGAGACAUUAAGGAGUUCUUUUCUUUUUCUGGUGAUAUUGAAUAUGUUGAAAUGCAGAGUCAUGAUGAACGAUCUCAAAUUGCUUAUGUUACCUUCAAGGAUUCACAGGGACCUGAGACUGCAGUACUGCUAUCGGGAGCAACAAUAGUCGAUCUGUCAGUUACAAUAACUCUGGAUCCAGAUUACCAGCUUCCACCUGCUGCCUUGGCAUCAUCAGUAAAAGAAAGUAAAACUCCUGUUGGUGCUGAAUCUGCUUUACGGAAGGCAGAGGAUGUUGUCUCCGGCAUGCUAGCAAAGGGCUUUAUCUUAGGGAAAGAUGCCGUCAACAAAGCAAAGACUUUGGAUGAGAAGCACCAGUUAACCUCGACAGCCUCCGCAAAAGUUGCAUCUUUUGACCAAAAAAUUGGGCUUAGUGAAAAAUUUAAUGCUGGUGCUACAGUUGUGAGUGAUAGAGUUCGAGAAGUGGAUCAAAAGUUUCAGGUUUCAGAAAAGACCAAGUCAGCAUUUGCAGCUGCAGAACAGUCAGUCAGUAGUGCUGGUUCUGCUAUAAUGAAGAAUCGCUAUGUACUUACUGGGACCUCCUGGGUAACAGGUGCUUUUAAUAGGGUUUCUAAGGCAGCUGGGGAUGUAGGACAGAAGACAAAAGAGAAAGUGGAGAAUGCAGAAGAGCAACAGCAGCGAAAAGUGGAAGAUCAGUAUGCACAGGUCCUUUCUGAGCCACCAAAAUCAGCAGCAGCAGCAAGUGAGCAGCAUUCUUCCAAGCCUGCUCCUGCUCAGGGUUUGAUCCUUUGAUUUGCUUGUACAUAUAUAGCUUCUCUUAAACUCUUGCAAACUGUUUCCAGAUGAUCACCGACCUUUGUUUUGUCUAGAUUGGAAGUGAAUGUAGGACAGAUUUGACCAGUUACUUGGACAAGUUUGCAAUUAUUUUAUUUUCUUCUAUAAUAUCAACUGAAUUUCGUUGGUGUGAAAUGAUUUGUUU